This is a messenger RNA of Cuculus canorus (common cuckoo), 865 nucleotides long. RefSeq names its product feather keratin Cos1-2. The coding region runs from base 1 to 441 and encodes 146 amino acids. Gene Ontology annotation, cellular component: intermediate filament. The transcript is spliced from 3 exons. The record is from RefSeq and is a predicted model, not a curated record. Lineage: Eukaryota; Metazoa; Chordata; Aves; Cuculiformes; Cuculidae. Gene Ontology annotation, molecular function: structural constituent of cytoskeleton.
AUGGAGGCAUUUAGGGAGCCUCUGGACCUGAGGCAGGGCAGGAGCACUAUAAAAGACAGCCCAACUCCCUGCUCUCUCAUCCACUUCUCUCACCUCAUUCUCCUUGGGAAUCAGGUUUACCUCCAGCCCCAAGCCAUGUCCUGCUGCAACCCGUGCCAGCCCUGCCAGCCCUGCGGCCCGUGCCCGCUGGCCAGCAGCUGCAAUGAGUGCUGCGUCCGACAGUGCCAGAGCUCCACCAUUGCCAUCCAGCCCUCUCCCGUGGUGGUGACCCUGCCCGGACCCAUCCUCAGCUCCUUCCCUCAGAACACCGCCGUGGGCUCCUCCACCUCCGCUGCUGUGGGCAGCAUCCUCAGCUCUAACGGAGUGCCCAUCUCCUCCGGGGGCCUUGACCUCUCCUGCAUUACCAGCGGCUACUGUGGCACCAGAUGUCGGCCCUGCUAAAGCCUCUGAUGAUGUCCUAGAUAAGGACCCACAGGAAUCCAGACCUCAGUUCUGAUCUACGGACAGAGCUCUUAGCCGUUGCUUUCAGAGAAGCCGAGGAUCCAGUGCUGCCCUUGCAAAGAAGGGCAACUUGGGCUCUCUGAAAACAUGGCCAGUCUGACUUCCCAGCUUUCCUCUCUCUCCCAUCCCUUUCUUAUCACCUGUUUGUCUGCGUUACGAGACCCUCAAAGCCAUCAUGGAGGAUCUGCUGACCCCUCUCCCUUCACGUAGCAGCAGAUGGAUGCCCUGUGGAAUCUCUGCUGUGACCAAUGGGCACAGACUUUGAGAGUUGCCGAUACUCUCCCUGCUCUGGCUGCCCCCUCCUCUUGAAGUUACCUCACUGUCCCUUUCAGAGCCAUUAAAGUUUUCUGCAUUCCAGCCUCUG